AUGGACACAGGCACCAUCUGUCGAAAAGGUGGAGGGCGACGCGAGUGCGGCGAGGCGGGGCGGUGCGCGUGCGACUGGCGCGCCCCUCCCGCGCCGCCCGCGCCCCCUCACCCCCUCCGCGCGCUGGACGACACCCCGCCGCCGCUACUCAGAUCUAACCCACUGUAUACCGAGGAGGAGGAACAAGAGGUAGUGAUAAUCGUGGACUCGCUGGAGGAAGAGGACACUGUGGACGGAGGGGUUCUUGCAGCCCCUUGCCCACCCCGCCGUGCACCUUCUACCUCUUCAGGGUACGGCAGCGGCGCCGGCAGCAACGGGCGGGUGUCGCCAUCAUUACCAAAGACCGAGGCGGAGCUACCCGACUCGAAGCACGAAGGAUCUCAGACGUCAAGAGCUUCAACCUCUGACACGGACAGCCCAGGGUGUACGCUGUCGCGGAGCCUUAAGGAGGACAUCAGGGCAUGUUUGGGAGGUUGCAGAUGGGAAAAAGACGUCGGCGACGUAGUAGAUGCCGCAGUGAAGGGCGCCGGGGGUAUCACCGCCGCCCGGGCGAGGCUGCACGCAGCACUGUUGGCGCUGCAUGAGCCUUUACAAAGGAUUCCCAACCGCGGGCCGUCUCUGCCGUACUGCGGGCCCGGCGUGCGGCCCGGUGACGUCACCAUGAUGCCGAAAACUACAGAGAUGUCGCUGCUGGCUGCCAGCGCCCUCUUCACACUUGACAGUGCGCGCGGCAAGGCGCUGUCCCGAAGUUUGGCGAAACGCGAACGCCGUCGCCGCCGAUGCCGCGCCGCCCUCGCCAUACUAGCCCUACUGAUGUUGUUGGCCGCUGUCGGCGCGGUGGAACUACUACUGUCGAGGGGACAGAGGGUGUUCGGCGUUGUGUUGCGAUAGCAGAGGUGCUUGCAAUAACUACAUUUGGGGUCGUGUUUUCUUACAACUAUCUGUACGAUGAUAGUUUAGAACUAUGGCACUUAGAGACAAUUUUUUUAUUUCUGUCGAUCAACUAUUAAUCGUCUGACGAUUGCCUGAAUAGCUAUUUUACUUAGUAAACGUUGAUAACGAAAUAAAUGUCGUUUACAGUACAUAUGGGGCUACUUUAUAGCACUAGUGCGAGAAGUAGCAUAUUACGUUACUGUGUCGAACAUUUAAAGGGCCAUAUGUACUGUAAAACGUUGUACGAUACAUGUGCGAAUAGGUAAUUCGCAACUCGUGUCGAUUUAAAACACUCCCUUCGGUCGUGUUUUAAUUUAUCGCCACUAGUUUCGAAUUUCCUAUUUUUCGCACUUGUAUCGUAAUGUACUAUUAAACAUCAUUCAUGCAUGUACUUUAAACUGUAACUCUUCCUCAUAGCUAGCAUGAGAAAUGUUAUACAAUAAAGGAUGUUCCUUAAUAGAUACCUAAACGCCUUGCCUUGUAUUUUAUUCCGAUAUAUUCGAGCAGAUUGCUUGCUCCCUUAUACUCUCUAAUAGUAACUAUGAAUUAGUAUACCUAUACCUAUCAUCAUAUAUUAGUUUUAUUGACGAUUAUUAUUCCACUAUCGAAUCAAAUAAGAAUUUAAGCGUAAUGAUCAGAUUUGCUAUAGUUAAAUUAAGGCAAUGAAGCUUCUGGCUGAUAUGUUAUAUUUUUUCGGAACUUUAAUUUUAUCUUAUUUAUUUAAGAAAUACCAACAAAUAAUAUAUCUAUACAUUUACACAAGAACUUAAAUACAUAGAAGUCAUAGGCAGGUCUUUAACCACUUAUAGGUGACCACGACUAAAAUAGUAAAAAAAAAAAAAAACAUUUGUGUACAUAGCACUUGUCCUUAUCGAUAUAUCAGAAACCCUUAAUCAGCUGCACAUAGUAGUUGCGAUGAAUAGAAUUGUUUACACAAUUACUUAUGUAGGAAGUCUUAAUAAGAGUGCACUUUUUUCGUAAUAAAAUUAAAAACACGUAAAUUUUGAGUAUUUUCUGAUAUUUAUAUUGAAUUGCAAAAUAAUGAAGUCAUGUUCCGAUUAUGUAUGGAAUCAAGUAUCCGGCAAAUGGUCCACACGACUCUGAUGAAAGCCCUUCUUUUUUUCUCUCUUUUCAUGAAAUUAUCGAUGAGUUUUUGAUAAAUAUGUGACUAUCUCACUGAUAACGCGUUGAAUAUUGGCUUUGAGCUCCGAGAUUGUUUCUGAUUUUUUUUACAUAAACCCGAGAUUUUGCAAAAGCCCAAAGAAAGAAAUCGCAUGGAAUUAAAUCGCAUGAUCUUGGUGGCCAGUUGACAUCUGAAAUUCGUGAGAUGAUUCGGUCUGGAAAGAGUUAUUGUUAUAAAUCGAUUGUUUCAUGGGCUUUUUCACAAUGACAACACGUUACCAAUAAAAAAUUAACACAAUUUAAAUCAACAAUUAAAUCAAAAUCUUGCCUUGAUAAUGUCGCCUUAAUAUAUAAAAACGAAAAAAAAUCUGUUUUAAUUGAAAAUUUUCCUAAUAUACUUAUGAUAUAAUUCAUUACUGUAAAUCGUAGUUCUAAAUAAUUUUAAGAUACAAUACGUAGGUAUCGUAUUUGAUAGUGGGAUACAAUCACAUAUUGUAAAUACUACGUAAAACGACUAGCUUAAUCACGCUUAAUGCAAUUUAAUAUGAUAAAUUCAUUAUUAUAGUGAAUCAAUGAGUUUAUGAGUUUCUUAUAGAUAAAAGUAUAAAAUAUAGGUAGGUAAAAAAUGUUUGGUCCUGUAUUCAUGCCCAGUGGUUUUAAAAUAUGUAUCAAAUUCAUACAUUGUAUUUCUAAAAUAAAAUUAAAAAUAAUUAUCAUCCACCUUUUAUAACAGGUGCCAUAAAAAUUGAUUUGUAAUUACAGUGAUAUAUGUUACCCACGUUAAUAUAUUGCCUGUGUUUUGUACAUAAGUAUUGAUUUAAGAUAAAUAAACGGCUUUAUAAGUGUUUUAAAGAAAACGAAGUAUCUUAAUUUAUUGCGUGGUUUAGUCCAAACAUCUCUGAAAGGUGAAAAAAAAACUUGUAGGUAUAUUGAUAAUUAAAUACCGAGUAGUUUAAAUAUAUAUUUUUCUAGAUUUUGGCAGCUAACCGCCGAUAUAUUUCAAUUGCACUACUCUUAUUAUCAUUGUGUUUAUGUGUUUUUUUUUAAAUUAUAAUUCUAUUUACUAAACCUAAUUAAAAGUUUAUUUUGAAAUAUAGCAUCAAUAUGGGUAACCAUUCGCUAACAUCUUCUCAGUUUAUUUUGCCAUAAAUAAAAUUCUGAACAAUGUAUAAGUUUAUUAUGGUUUUUAAUUUUUUGUGAUAAAAUUGGUAUAUCAACAAAGCGUAGUGUGAUGUUUGUGUAUAUAUCUCAAUAGAUGUAGUUUUUAUGUUUUCGUUUGUAUUCUUAUAAACUUAUAAAGUAUUUCUAUCAUUUAAAUAAGUGGAAAAUAUUCAAAAAUAAACUCUGAAGAAGCGCUGGUAAUGUGCAAUAGUGCGUAAAUAUAUGAUUUUGCUUUUAUUGUUAUAAUUGUGUAUAUAUCUCAAUAGAUGUAGUUUUUAUGUUUUAGUUUGUAUUCUUAUAAACUUAUAAAGUAUUUCUAUCAUUUAAAUAAGUGGAAAAUAUUCAAAAAUAAACUCUGAAGAAGCGCUGGUAAUGUGCAAUAGUGCGUAAAUAUAUGAUUUUGCUUUUAUUGUUAUAAUGUAAAGUAGUUUUAUUAUAUUGUUAUCAAUAUAACUGUAACAACAUUUUUUCGGCUGCGCCGACUCUGUCAAAAUAGUGUCAGUAUAGGAUUACUAGAGUCCCUUACUUUAUGUUAUUUGUUCGCUAUACGUAUAGUAAAGUACUUACAAGUGAUUAUUUUCCAUGAGAAUAGUUUAUAAAACAAUAUUAUACCUACUUAUGUAGUAAAAAUUUGUCAGUCACGCCGGCUCUAUCAAAAUAGUGUAAUGCAUUGACAUAUAUCUAAGGACGAGCCUUACGAGCAUUAAGAAUGGUGCUAGUUCAAUGGUGUCAUUCACGAAUUUGAACCAAUCCUGCAGUCUAACGCAACUAGUUACAACCAAUAGCGCGCGUGAUGCGAAUUCAUCAACCAAUCGUGUUGUGGCAUUAGACUGCACGAUUGGCUCGAAUUCGUAUACGCGACACCGCUGUACUGGCCCCAUUCUAAUUGCCCAUAAAGCCCGUCCUUAUAUAUAUGUCAAUAGUGUAAUGUUAGUCUAGUUUCUUAAGGCCUAAUGUGCUUUACAACUCCGUUUCAAUCUAAUUAGAACCGUUAACCCUUUACCAGGCUGACAGUUCAAAAAUGACAAUCGAAUGUCAGUCUUACUCAUCGAAAAUAGAACACAUGUUUGAAGAGACGCAUGUGGGAAAUAUAUAUCCCUUAGCCUGGUAAAGGGUUAACUAAACCAAAUAAAGUAGCUUUUCUUUUGAGUCAUUGCUUUUUCAAACAAACCAAAUUCAUCCCAAUUGACUAUACAAGAAGGUUCAUAUUAAAAAUAGUUGUAUUUUGUAUGGUAGCUUACCAGGCUAGUAUUGUUACAGUCCUUUACUUAAUUUUAUUUCAUGGAAUAGGAUCACUUUGGAAGGCGUUAAGUGGUUGAAUUGUAUUGUAUAUUAAAAUUAUACUAAAUAUGGAAUAAGUAUUGUUUAGUUACCUACCUAAAUUGUGAUCUGCGUACCUUGUAUUAUAUUAAAUUAGAUACUUUUUGCACGGUUGA
Cydia pomonella (codling moth) is the source of this 4652-nucleotide messenger RNA. RefSeq lists its product as uncharacterized. NCBI's taxonomy places the organism in Eukaryota, Metazoa, Arthropoda, Insecta, Lepidoptera, Tortricidae. The record is from RefSeq and is a predicted model, not a curated record. The coding region runs from base 1 to 891 and encodes 296 amino acids. The transcript has 8 exons.